Messenger RNA from Leopardus geoffroyi (Geoffroy's cat), 4077 nucleotides. It is a transcript of the gene NADK, whose product is annotated as NAD kinase. Gene Ontology annotation, molecular function: NAD+ kinase activity. Lineage: Eukaryota; Metazoa; Chordata; Mammalia; Carnivora; Felidae. Bases 2429 to 3610 code for a protein of 393 amino acids. Gene Ontology annotation, biological process: NAD+ metabolic process; NADP+ biosynthetic process. The transcript has 10 exons. The record is from RefSeq and is a predicted model, not a curated record.
UAAAAUACAGAGACAUCAGUUGGAUCUUUCAAAAGCCUGUGUUCGCUUUUGAGAGACACCCCACCGUAUGGGUGCGGCUGUUCCUGGCGCUCUGGGUGGGGGCGUGUGGCCAGGACUCCCAGUGCCUCUGCGGUGGCCACGAGGUGCCCAGAGGAGACACUGUAAAAGCUAAGCAAUCGAGGUUAUUUGUCUGGACUCUCAGUGAGUCUCCAGCGUCUCCCAUCUAGUACUUGGGGGGUUCCAGAGGGGCGAGAGUUUUGUGCGGGGCUCUGUGAGAUGGUCUGGGUCUGGUUCGUAUCUCGUGAAACACAUACACUUACUGACGUUAGUGCUUUCUGUGAAACAGUCAGAAUUCCAUCCCACCCUGACCCUUGUGCCUUGCACCUUGUGACGAGCUUCCCAGCCUCCCUGCAGUCCAGGCCUCUUGAGGAACCCCCAACGGGACCCCCUCCUUCAGGGCGAGCUGUGGGGAUCCCACAUCUUACACAGGGGUGAGGCCCGUGGGCCCAGGUGUGCUUCCACGACGGGCUGGUCUGGGGGUCUUUGCUGUCUGUGACACAGCCCCAGCAGUGGGGACCCCAGGUUUCAGGUCACAGCCCUUCUGAACUGGUUCCGGGCGGUCAGCACAGGGGACCAGGAUGGCACCUAUACUGCCACCUCCAGGCUGCCCAGGGAAUUGCUGUGCAAACUGGGACAUCUCGUGACCCGUGAAACCCACUGAUGUGGCGGCUCUGCCUCUUACAGGCUCUGGGGGCCAAGCCUGGGCGCUGGAGUGAGGCCUCAGUGUCCCUGCUCCAUCCAGGUGCUGUCUGCAGCCAGGCUCAGGACGCAGACCUCUGCCCAUCUGCUGCGGCCCCUCUGGUACCCCUCAGCCCACUCCGUGCAGCAGCCCCGUGGGCAGUGGGCCCACCCAGGCGCCCCCAAACCCAGAGCCCCAGCUGCCUGCUACUGCUCCAGCCCCGCCUCUCCCAUUCCCCAGGCCUUCCUGUGUGCUCUGCCCAGCCUGGCCCCGUCUUGGCCUUUCACCAGCUGCCUGAGGGCCCCUCCCUGCACUUCCUGGUCGUGGAAGAACUGUUCUCUCUCCUUGUCACUCAGUUCGGCCUAAGUGCCACCACGAGCGGCCUCUCACCGUGCAGCCUUGAUUAGCUGUCAUUUACUCCAGCUGAACCACAGUCCCCCCCCCCCCCAGAGGGAGGUGUGUGUGGGCCUUGUGGGCCUCGGGCAGGUCAGAUGGGUGGUUCAGUGGGGGACUCCAAGCAGAGGGGCAGAUACCCCAGAAGUGCCUCUGGAGCUGCAGGUUGGGUUUGAGGAGUGAGCAGCCUUCUCGGCCCUUUCUAGCCCGUGUGCUCAGCACAGUCUGGUGGGACUGCCACUUCUGGGGGACAGGGCUCCUUUUCUCCACCUUGUACCUGCCCCUCUCCGGCGUGGAACCUGGCUGGGGCGGGUCUCCGCGUGUCCUAACCUAACAUCUUUCCUAAUGUGUGAAAAUAAGAUAGCACAGAGGGCUGGAUGACAAAGAAAUUUUACUUCCUGUUUUAUUGUCUAAAAUUUCACCGUGAACGUGUGUGCGUCUUAUGUUGAAACGUGUGGAAUUGCCAACAGCUGAUUGCCUUUGGCUUACUAGGCAGUGGCUCAGAUUGGUCAGGUGUCCUUGACUCCCAUCUGACACCCACAGCCUGUGUGCUGGGGAAGGGUCAGCAUCCCACCUUGCAGGUGACCCAGCAGGAAGCUGAGUCACGGUUGGCGCCCAGGACGCACUGUGGUGGCUUCGGCUGGGCACAGCUGAGUCUGAGGGCCAGAGGGGCCGCGGGCCGUGCCCACCUGAGUCAGCGGUGAGGGGGCUUUGACCUGGGCAGCGGUAUGCGAGCCGCCCUUGCUUGUCCUGAGGCCCGCAGCCAAACAGUGACCGUGUUGGGGGAGCGCACCCCCCUCCACCUGACCCGAGGCCUGAAGCUCCUCCCACGGGGCUGAGCCGGUUCCACGGCCCAGCUCGGAUUCCUGUGUGGCUGGGACGUGCCACUGCACCCGGGGCGCUGGACAGAGCACGUCCCGACCUCUGAGGGCGGCUGAGCACUACCAGCCAGCUUAGUGGGGAGCAGGGCCCCUCAGGUCCAGCUUUGCCAUUGAAAGUGAUCCCAACGACUUUUUGUUUCAGAUACAUGAUUGGCCAAGAGGAUUGUGUGAACGGUGAAGAGAUUAAAUAAGAUUUGUUUGAUUUUUAACUCGAGGGAGCUUUUUGGCCUUCGUUGUUUUAUACAGCCUCUCAGAAGUCACUCUCGGACUGUUGGGCUUUCAGGGCCGAGGUUGCAGAAAUUAAGUUGAUAGUGCAGAUGUGCAGUGGAGAGUUUUGGGGGCCGGUGUGACCGAAAUGCUAUGCACAAAGCAGCGGCGUCCUGCUCGUGAGCCAUGCGUGUGACCUGGGCGGGCGAUGAAGCUCAUAGAGGAUGUUAUGAGCGACCCCUCCCCUGGCAGAGACGCCUGGAAAGGGCACAUCCAGGACCCUGCCAGCCAGCGGUUGACGUGGAACAAGUCCCCAAAGAGUGUUCUUGUCAUCAAGAAGAUCCGGGACGCCAGCCUGCUGCAGCCCUUCAAGGAGCUCUGUGUGUACCUGAUGGAGGAGAACAACAUGAUUGUGUAUGUGGAGAAGAAAGUUCUAGAAGACCCUGCCAUAGUGAGCGAUGACAACUUUGGACCAGUGAAGAAGAAAUUCUGCACCUUCAGAGAAGAUUAUGAUGACAUUUCCAAUCAGAUCGAUUUCAUCAUAUGCCUGGGAGGGGAUGGGACCCUGCUUUAUGCCUCCUCCCUCUUCCAGGGCAGCGUGCCUCCGGUCAUGGCGUUCCAUCUGGGUUCCCUGGGCUUCCUGACCCCCUUCAACUUUGAGAACUUUCAGUCCCAAGUUACUCAGGUGAUACAGGGCAACGCGGCUGUCAUUCUUCGGAGCCGGCUGAAGGUCAGGGUCGUGAAGGAACUCAGAGGGAAGAAGACGGCCGUCCCCAACGGGGUCAGCGAGAACGGAGUGCUGGCCGCGGACCUGGCCGCGGAGGCUGGGAAGCAGGCCAUGCAGUACCAGGUCCUGAACGAGGUGGUGAUCGACAGAGGCCCCUCCUCCUACCUGUCCAAUGUGGAUGUGUACCUGGACGGGCAUCUCAUCACCACGGUACAGGGUGACGGGGUGAUCGUCUCCACCCCGACGGGCAGCACGGCGUAUGCAGCCGCCGCCGGGGCCUCCAUGAUCCACCCCAACGUGCCGGCCAUCAUGAUCACACCCAUCUGCCCCCACUCGCUGUCAUUCCGGCCCAUCGUGGUCCCCGCGGGGGUCGAGCUGAAGAUCAUGCUGUCGCCGGAAGCCAGGAACACUGCGUGGGUGUCCUUCGAUGGACGGAAGAGACAGGAGAUCCGCCACGGAGACAGCAUCAGCAUCACUACCUCUUGCUACCCACUUCCCUCCAUCUGCGUCCGAGACCCCGUGAGCGACUGGUUUGAGAGCCUGGCGCAGUGUCUGCACUGGAACGUGCGGAAGAAGCAGGCGUACUUCGAGGAGGAGGAGGAGGAGGAGGAGGAAGAGGAGGACGAGGAGGAGGACGAGGGGGAGGAGGGGGAGGAGGGCUAGGCCUGAGCUCCUGCUGUCCACACCCGGGACCCCAGAGUCCCAAAGCUGUUCUGCUGCCUCCUUCCCCUCGCCCUCCGGGAGCGGGCUGGCCUGAGCACGUGUGCUGUGCGCCCCGCGCGCAGGCGUCACGGGUCACGGCGCUUUGGUCUGUAGCCAGAGGAAGAGCCGGGAUCUGCCUUUCGUCGACCAGAUCAGCUGUUUUUAACAUUUUAAAUCUGACUUCUUUUUUGCAUUUCUAAACAAGAAAAGUGAGUGACGGCGGGGGACUCUGAAGCAGACCCCAUGCUUACCCGUGUUGUGGGUCAGAGCCUGGGUCCUGGGGCAGGGACACCCGGCUGGAUGUGCUUUUUGUAAUUUCUUGUCAGGAAACUUGUGCUUAAAUCAGUCUAUUGAAAUUCAGAGGGGAUCAGAACGGAUUGAUCUGUCUUUCCACGUCGAAAAUAAAUGUCUCGUAGCCAAAAAUCUCA